Messenger RNA from Brassica napus (rape), 858 nucleotides. RefSeq names its product dentin sialophosphoprotein-like. Lineage: Eukaryota; Viridiplantae; Streptophyta; Magnoliopsida; Brassicales; Brassicaceae. The transcript has a single exon. The record is from RefSeq and is a predicted model, not a curated record. The coding region runs from base 1 to 858 and encodes 285 amino acids.
AUGAAGCAAGGAGAAUCUUCUGUGAGAGAAUACAAUACAAUGUUUCUAGCAGGAGGUCUGGUAGACAAACACGACGAACCUACAUUGGUAAAGAUGUAUCGAGAAGGCUUACGAGAAAACAUACGGUCGGAGAUUGGAACAACAGUCUUCUCGACACUAGAAGAAAUCAUGCAGGCAGCUUUGGAAAUUGAUGAAAGUGAUACGCCAUCUGACACAAAUUGCUCUUCCACAGAAUCAGACGACUCGGUUUCAGAUGACUACGUAUCUGAUGAUUCGACAAAACGCCCCAAGAAGAAGGCUAGAACGGAAAAGGAUCCUAACGACGACAUAGACGACCAAGACCAUGAUGGUGAACAAGAAACAAAGACUGAUGCUGAGUACGAAAGUGAGUGGUCUUCUCCAAAUCCGGUAGAAGGGAGUUAUGACGAGUCCGACAGUAAGGUUGAUCUUGAAGACUAUCAGGAAUACAUAGAGGAACACCACAAGUCCGAUUCUGUCUCCGUCGCCUCAGGUACCGUAACCGACGAAUCGGAAUCUUUAACAGCCACGAACAGCACUGCCGAUGGUGACUCACUCGCUGACUCUAGCGUCUCCUUCGCGAACAUCGUCGCCGAGAACAGCGCUGCCGGUGGUGGCUCCGUCACUGACUCUAGCGUCUCUGUCGCUGACAGCGUCGCAGACAACAGUGCGGCCGGAUUAGGUUCCAUUUAUGGCUCCAAUUCAACCGGAGUGGGCUCCGUCUCUGGCAACGUCACUGAAUCGAGCCCCUCCGCCGCUGGAUCCAGCCGCAUCUCAAACUCCGUCGCAUUCUCUGGCGCCGGUAAAUGCUCAGCAACCUCAGUCGUCUCCAAUCUCUAG